Messenger RNA from Epinephelus lanceolatus (giant grouper), 2301 nucleotides. Its product is annotated as coiled-coil domain-containing protein 81-like. NCBI's taxonomy places the organism in Eukaryota, Metazoa, Chordata, Actinopteri, Perciformes, Serranidae. The record is from RefSeq and is a predicted model, not a curated record. Gene Ontology annotation, cellular component: microtubule organizing center.
AAGACUGCAGAGAAACCUCUUUAAAAGCUGCACCCAGUGAGGAUAUCUCCGACGGAGAUGACUGACAUACUGCGGCUGGUGUCAGAAGUGGACAGGCGGAUCUUCCAAACUCUCUCCCAGCUCUCUGAAAACGAUAUCAACUGUAUUUGGGCUGAUGUGUCCGCCUACAUUGAACGUCAGAUGACCUUGCAGAAGGGGGUCCACCUGGCAGGACUGGGGACCUUCAGCUUCUCUCAGCAGAAGCUGGACAUAGGAAACAAGUUCACAAUGAUCCAAAGACCCAUCUUCCUCCUGGCUGGGAAACUAGUCCAGUCUCUGGGUUUAAAGCAGGUCAGGCCCCUGGCUGCAGCAACACACCUACCAGUGGUGCAACUGAACUUUGCAGCUGUGUCACAAGAGACUCCUUUCAGUCGAGAUGUAGUGGAGGGCUGCAUCAGAGAAACUCUUCUUUUCCUCUUCAGAGCUUUAGCCUCUGAACAAAACGUGUUCCUCACCUUCCAGGGAAUUGGAGUUUUGUCCUUUAAGAACAACAAGGUGCGGAUGAAGUUCAACAGAGAUUUUAUUAAUGCCAUGGAUGGAACUGGUCGUCUGCUGUUGACCUUUAACAAUAGACCUGGGAGCAGUGUCUCUUUACUCUCUGGUGGCCUGUCCAGGCUUCAGAGGCCAAGGACUGCCGUCACCCUGCCAACUGUCUGCUCUCCUCAGCCAGACAACAAAGCCGGUGACAAAGAUCUAUGGUGCUUGUCACCAACUCCAGACCAGAGGAAUGCAGGAGGAGUUCCCCAACAGAGAGAAUCUAAAUCCCAUCAGCCACUGCAGCCGGCCAAGAUGAAAGCUGUCAGCCUGUCUGAAGAACUAAAUCCAAACCCCCCCACGGAGGCCACAGACAAGCCUACCACCUCCAUCACACCACCAGAGGCCACUCCCAAACUGGUCGAACCUCGUGUGAACGUCAGCUGCUCUAGCCACACCCGUGCUGGACAGGAGCUGUGCUACCUGUGUAUGCAGCGGGCCCAAAGAAACGUUCCAGUCUACCUGAGGGAGCAGCAGCAGGCAGAGGAGAAAGCUCAGGAGAAACUCUUACUGCUUAAAGAGCAACUGAGAGACAAGCAGUACAUGGACAAAGAACAGGAGAAGCUGAAUGAGCAGCGUGAGCAUGCAAAGCAAGUUGCUACCUACAACCUGCACAUGUCAGAGAAGAAAGAGAAGACUCACUACCCUCUCUUUCCUACUUCAUUCGUCUUCCCGGCUCGGCCCCUCACUCCUGCCAGAAGGAUCCAGCAGCAUCGUUACAUGGACGAGCUUCAGAGACAGAUAGAGACUCGGCGGCGACACGAGGCUCAAGACCAGCAGAACCGUCUACUCAUGGAGCGUCUAGACCAGGUCCAGCUGGUCCAGGAGGUAGCUUUGCAGAGAGCUCAGCAGCUCCAGCAGAAACAUGAGAAAACUACAAAUUACAAAAAGGCUCUGGACACGCAGGUGGGAGAUAAGAAGUGUACACACCCACCAGAGUGCCAGGCUGACAACUGCGGGUUCAACCGCUGUGAGACAGCAGCCAGCAAUGUAGAGAGACGAGAGAGGGCACAGAAGCUCUUCCAGUUAAAUUUCAGCGCUGCCACUCAGAGAAAGAAGGAAGAACUGCAAAACCGGCAACAACAGCUGGAGAAAGAAAGAGAAAUUCUCAAACACAACAAAAUGGAGCUGAUAAUGGACCGCAUUAAUCGCUUUGAGAAGAGGCGGGACAUCAGUAAGUCGCUAGAGGAUGAGUGGUGUCGCAGUGCGAAGCUCAAGCACCAACAAGAGGAAGAGGAGCGACGCUUCCUGAGGUCUGCUGGUCAGCUCCUGGUAGAUAAGCUUGCACAGUACAAGCGCUGCUGCCAGUGUCAGAGGAGGACCACCAACUGUGGAGAGACCAACAUCUGGAAAGAGUCUCAUUACCUCUCUGGCUCACAGUUCAUGAUCUGACAAACAGUGUAGCCUGCAGCAGCACUUAAACAACAAUACCUCACAGCCUAAACAAGACCUCUACCCUUACAACUCGUUAUGUGAUGGUCACUAAAGAUUAUGAUGAGUCAAGGAUAUGUGAAGCGACUGAUACUUGUGUGUUUUGUUGUUCAGCAUGCACGCUCCUCUGUUUUAAUGUGAGAUUUAGUAUUGCUCCGUUCUUAAAUCAGUCUUCAGAGUUUGUUGUACUUUUAUUUUUCCUAGAAUAUAGUUGUGUUUGGUAAUUAUAUAUCACAAGACUACAUGUUACAAUAUUAACCCAUAACAUAUUCAGUCAAUAAAAUCAUUGCGAAUUUC